GACCGAUAAGUGAGCGAGCUCUGAAGUGUCCUGCAGGAGCUAUGUCGGUGUUACCUACCACCAUGGCCGCCACUCGUCCCUGAGCUCCCGCCGAUUCCCUGUUCCUCUCGCAACCAACCCCUCAUCCGCCCUCCCCUCCCUGUGCCUUAUCGCUUGUCUUAAAUCCUGUCGUUCCGGGCCUCUGGGUUUAUUUUCCUCUCAUCAAUCUCCUCUCUUUCUGCACUCUUUCCUUCUUGUGGUGGGUGUUUACAUCUUCCUGGCCUACCUGAAAUCCGACCUUCCCCACUUCCCCCACCAUGGUCCUCAUCGAUAAACAAGAGUACGUAUCUAAAGAGGAGGUACGCCUCAAGGAAGACCGUGAACACAUCCGAUACUGGAAGCGAUGGGGUCCAUAUGUUGCAGAGAGACAAUGGGCUACUGUUCGCGAGGAUUAUUCAGAAAAUGGAGAUGCUUGGAGUUACUUCUCUCAUGACCAUGCGCGCUCUAGGACCUUCCGCUGGGGUGAGGAUGGAAUUGCAGGUGUCUCAGACACCCAUAACUUACAGAACAUUGCCUUUGCUUUUUGGAAUGAGAAAGAUGAUUUUCUCAAAGAGCGCCUAUUCGGAUUAUCAAACCCACAGGGUAACCAUGGCGAAAGUAUCAAGGAAGCCCAUUUUCAUGUUGAUAAUACUCCGACGCAUUCCUACAUGAAAUACCUCUACAAGUAUCCCCAGAAAAAGUUUCCUUACAAGGAGCUUGUAGAAGAGAACGCCAAACGAGGAAAGCAAGACCGUGAGUAUCAGAUUCUCGAUACCGGAAUCUUCAACGACAACCGAUACUGGGAUAUCUUCAUCGAAACAGCGAAAGAAGAAGAUGACGAAGAAGAGCUUCUAUUCCGCAUCAUUGCCUAUAACCGGGGGCCGGAGCCAGCUCCUCUGCACAUCAUUCCUCAAGUCUGGUUCCGUAACACCUGGGCCUGGGGCUAUGAGGAUCAGAAAGAGAAGCCGUCAGUCGAAAAGGUUCAAGAUUUGGUCGCCAAAACCACCCACCAAAAGCUGGGUGAGCGGUACGUACGGUUCGCUCCCUCUCCGGCCGUUGGUGACAGCCAGGAGGAUGUUUUCCCCCAGAUGCUGUUCACUGAGAAUGAAACAAACAACGAGUUUCUUUGGAAAACCAAGAAUAACCAGCCUCACGUGAAAGAUGCCUUCCAUCGUCUCAUUGUCAAUGGGGAGAAGGAGUCGGUCAAUCCUGAGAACAAGGGCACCAAGUUUGCGGCCUGGUACGCCUUUAACGAAGGCGAGGGAAUCCCUCCUGGAGAGUGCGCUGUCGUGCGAUUCAGACUGUCACGAAAGAUGCACCAAUACUUCGAUGAAGAAGUCCUGGACAAUGUCAUUGAGCAACGCAUAGAAGACGCAAACGACUUCUACUACAAUAUCAGCCCACUUCCCAUGAGCCAUGAUCUACGCAAUAUUCAACGACAGGCCUUUUCUGGCAUGCUAUGGAAUAAGCAAUUUUAUCAUUUCGUAUGGGAUCAGUGGGCAAACGGUGACCCUGGUAUGAUUCCACCACCUCCCGGUAGGAGGCAUGUUCGUAACCAGCAGUGGAAACACCUGUAUAUGGAUGACAUUCUCUCCAUGCCAGAUUCGUGGGAAUACCCAUUCUUCUGCGCCUGGGAUACGGCUUUCCAUUGCAUCCCGCUGGCGAUGAUCGACCCUGAUUUCGCGAAGAGACAACUAGACAUCCUCACUCGAGAGUGGUACAUGCAUCCUAACGGGCAGCUUUCAGCCUACGAGUGGAACUUUGGUGAUGUGAACCCUCCAGUUCACGCAUGGGCGACAUUCAGGAUCUUCAAGAUUGAGCGGAAGAUGUAUGGCCGACAGGAUCUCGACUUCCUCGAAAGGGUCUUCCAAAAGCUGUUGCUCAAUUUUACCUGGUGGGUCAACCGUAAGGAUUCCGAGGGUAAAAACGUUUUUGAAGGUGGCUUCCUAGGUUUGGAUAAUAUUGGGCUGUUCAAUCGAUCUGAGCCUCUUCCAACUGGGGGAGUCUUGGAGCAGGCUGAUAGCACUGGCUGGAUGGCCUUCUAUUGCUUGUGCAUGCUGAACAUUGCACUCGAACUUGCUAAGCACCGACGAAUCUAUGAAGACAUUGCGUCAAAGUUCUUCGAACAUUUUAUCUUGAUCAGCGAUGCGAUGACAUUCAAGUCAGGGGGUCAGGAGACCUCUUUGUGGAAUGAAGACGACGGGUUCUACUAUGAUGCCAUCUCCUAUGGCGAUCCUUGGACGCAGCAACUUCCUGUCCGAUCCCUUGUCGGUCUUAUUCCACUGUAUGCGGUUCUCACGCUUGAGCCCGAACUGAUCAACAAAUUCCCCUCUUUCAAGAAGCGUUUGGAGUGGUUUGUGGAGAAUAGACAGGAUGUGGCAGAGCGUAAUAUCGCCAGUAUGAAGCACCGUGGUAAGGACGAGCGGCUUCUUCUGGCACUAGUGAGCAAGAGCCGUUUGGAGAAGAUUCUGAAGAGGAUGCUUGAUGAGACGGAAUUCCUAUCAGAGCACGGCAUCCGGUCCAUGUCGAAGUACCACGAAGAACAUCCAUACUCCAUGGAAGUCAAUGGCCAGAUGUUCCGGGUCGGCUACGUGGCAGGCGAGUCCGACAGUGCUCUCUUUGGUGGUAACAGUAACUGGCGCGGGCCGGUGUGGCUGUGUGUCAAUUUCCUGCUCGUCGAGUCCCUGCUACGGUUCUACAUGUUUUACGGCGAUUCGUUCAAGGUGGAGUGUCCCACGGGCUCUGGGGAGUAUAUGCACCUCGGCCAUGUUGCGGAGGAGAUCCAGCAUCGGCUACAGCACUUGUUUGCGCGCAACGACGAAGGACGUCGCGCAGUGUACAAUGGGUCCGAUCUGCUCGACUAUGACGAGCACUGGAAAGACUACAUGUGGUUCCAUGAAUACUUCGAUGGAGAUACUGGCCGAGGCCUCGGAGCGUCUCACCAGUGUGGAUGGACCGGGUUGAUCGCGAAGAUCAUCCACGAUACAGGAAUCAACUGUCGCGUCCCACAUACCCCCCGCACGCCGUUCGCCGCAGCAUCACACUACUUUGACGACAGCUUUUCACGGAAUGUACGGUCCCGCGGCGGUAGCCGUCGACCCAGCAUGCGCCGGUCUUCAACCAGCCGGUCAAUCGGCAACCGCAGUGACUUCGAGUCCACUUUUACCGGUCGUGAUACCCCAGCACCGGAGUCGGCCCUGGACGACAACGAGAGACUGGGCGAGUCAGGCCUGGGAGACGAACACAACGAUCACGUGUCCCAGUACGUAGGGCGCGAACUGGAGCGCGUCCGCAGUCAUGUCUCGAUGGGGGCAUACGAGGACGAGUUCGAGACGCAGGCUGAUCGGAUUCCGAAUGGACAUUGAUUGAUAUACUAGAUAGAGACUUUUGCUUUUUUGCUUGAUGGAUGAUACAAUAAGAGGAAUUGCUUAUUGUGAAUGAGUUGGAUAUUGGGCCCUGCUCUCACCUAGAUAGAUUAUAUGUUGCUGGUCCAUCAUACAACAUGCGACAGAUAAUGCAUUACUAGCUUGCUGAAAUUCCAAUUUCCAGUUAUGUGUACCAUUCAUAUUUCCUUGCUUGGAAGGGAAGAAAUAAUAAACAUACUUGUAGUAGUAGUG
Messenger RNA from Aspergillus sclerotioniger CBS 115572, 3635 nucleotides. RefSeq lists its product as uncharacterized. The transcript is spliced from 9 exons. Bases 297 to 3383 code for a protein of 1028 amino acids. Gene Ontology annotation, cellular component: endoplasmic reticulum membrane. Gene Ontology annotation, molecular function: Glc3Man9GlcNAc2 oligosaccharide glucosidase activity. NCBI's taxonomy places the organism in Eukaryota, Fungi, Ascomycota, Eurotiomycetes, Eurotiales, Aspergillaceae. Gene Ontology annotation, biological process: protein N-linked glycosylation; oligosaccharide metabolic process. The record is from RefSeq and is a predicted model, not a curated record.